AUGACGGUAUGGGCUGUGCCACCCCCUCCGUAUGCUCUGAAUUGUAGAAGAGCUGCGAAUGUGAUGACAAAGAUCCGUGGCUAUGAUUGUUAUGGAAUAGCGAUUGCUAGGAAAAGCCCACGUGAAAAUCUAAGAACUAGACACUUAGGGCCUUUUUCAAACUCAACAUUUUUCAGUAAACAGUCGUUGGAAGAACUGGCUCCAAUAGUGACGACGUUGAUGGAAGUGAAAGGAAACAGUCUGACAGAAGUGCCAAUCAUGUUGGUCGGCAACAAAAGUGACGAUCAAGAACGACGAGAAGUGGCGAAAGAAACGGGAGCGAAAUUGGCUGCCAAAUGGGGAACGGGAUUCAUCGAAACAAGUGCCAAGAACAAUAACAAUAUCACAGAACUCUUCCAACAACUACUGGCUCUCGAGAAAAAGCGCAACUUGGCACUGACGAUGGAGGAUCCUGACGCCAAAGGGCCGAAAAGAAAAGGCUGUGCAAUCAUGUAG
This is a messenger RNA of Cooperia oncophora, 495 nucleotides long. The record is from the annotation of a GenBank genome assembly. Lineage: Eukaryota; Metazoa; Nematoda; Chromadorea; Rhabditida; Trichostrongylidae.